Molecule: messenger RNA, 1790 nt
Organism: Labeo rohita (rohu)
Lineage: Eukaryota; Metazoa; Chordata; Actinopteri; Cypriniformes; Cyprinidae
Gene: asb12a
Product: ankyrin repeat and SOCS box-containing 12a
Exons: 4
Coding region: 106-1023 (305 amino acids)
Biological process (GO): RNA processing; intracellular signal transduction
Molecular function (GO): RNA nuclease activity; RNA binding; protein binding
Source: RefSeq, a predicted model, not a curated record
CCCAGUGGCGGUGUGUGCGGGCACAGCGCCCCCUCUGGCCGCCCACCGAGCAGCUUCCGCUGUUUACGGCUCGUCAGUGUUUGGCAUAUUAUUAGCUCGUUCUCUAUGCUCCAGCUGCGGCCAGUGGAGGAGGAUGAAUCAGCUGUUGAGAAUCUGGAGCUGAAUCGAGCCGUGGCUGACAAUGACCAUAUCCUGCUGGCCGAGCUACUGUCACAAGAACGCUACAGGAAGUGCAUUAAUCAGCAGAGCGGUUGGGGGAUCCCAGGUACCCCGUUACGCAUGGCUGCAUCCAAAGGUCACCUGAGGUGCCUGCAGUUGCUCCUAGCCCAUGGGGCAGAGGUAGACCCCCUUGAUGUUAAAGCCCAAACCCCUCUUUUCACCGCUGUGUGCGGGCGUUACUUGAGCUGUGUGCUCGCGCUGCUCCGUGCCGGAGCUAAUCCGAAUGGAAGUCACCUGAACAACAGCUCACCCGUUCUCACCGCCGCUCGAGAGGGCGACCCGGAGAUCCUCCGCCAGCUGCUACAGCACGGGGCGGAGGUCAAUGCCAGGUCAAAGGUGACGCUGUGGGCCUCAGGGGUUGCUGUGUGCAGCGGGCCGCUUUACCUGUCAGCCAUAUAUGGACACCUGGAUUGUUUCAAAAUCUUGCUGUUAUAUGGGGCAGAUCCGAACUAUAACAGUCCGGAAGAGAAGGUGAUCGGCAGGGCCACGCAGCAGAAGACGGUCCUAGAAUUGUGUUUGAGACACGGCUGUGGAGUCGAAUACAUUCAGCUGCUCAUUGACUUUGGGGCAAACGUCUACCUGCCGACCCUCAUUAUAGAGAAGAGCACCAAACAGAAUGAAGCUGUUGAGCUGUUGCUGAAAGAGCGAGGGUCUCCAAAGACUCUUGCAUCCCAGUGUAGAUUGGCCAUUCGCAAACACCUGAUACAGGUGAACAAGAUUCAUUGUUUGGACUCUCUGGAGAUUCCACCCAGGCUCAUCGACUAUCUCAAACACAAGCCUAUGAACAGUGCACUGGUUUACUGACAAAACAGAGUACACUCCACUGUGCCUUUACUAAAGGACAGACUCAUCCAUUCACACCCAGACGGGACAGGUAGACCGUACAGACAGAAGAUCAAGACUAAUGAUGUGGAUUUAGUCGUAUGCACUCGCACAGAUGGACUGAUAGAUACACUGCUAACAACCCUCGUUUACAUAUAUAAAGUGUGUUAAAUGUGAACAUCCUCAUAAAUUAAUUUUCUUUAAUGUCCUUCAAAUUAGACAGUGUGAUAUUACCAGAAGUGUUGUUGUAAAUGCUCUUGAACUAUGCAUUGUCAUACAGUCUGUUCUGCCUUUUCAAGAUCAUCUGGAGUUUAUUUUUUCUCAUACUAAAUUGAGCAGUGAUUUUUACUGAAGCAUUAGUGUUUUGUUAAUCAGUAACAGCUUGAUGAAGGAUGUAAAAAUGUUGGUAACUAGCUUAUAAAUCUUAAUAUGAUGUAUAAAAUCCAUUGUGAUGUACUUGUAGCAAUGAAUCCCUUGUUUAGAGCAGAUGGACUCUUCCAACAGAUGCCGUAUAACUUCCAUUGUGCAGGUAGCAUGUAAUGGAGGUCAUUCUGUUUCUGUCAGGUUAAAGACUUCAAAAGAACAUCAGUUCCAGAACGUGUCCUCAGAGAGAUUUAUAGCACAGGUAUUAAAGAAUCUUGCUUGAGAAUGUGCUAAAUGGGAUAUGCAGUACAGGUGUAUUUUAAAAACAUAAUUAUACAUCUGGCCUGUUAAUGUGUUCAUAAAAUUGAACUGCUGAACAUCAGAAU